Molecule: messenger RNA, 1128 nt
Organism: Melanotaenia boesemani (Boeseman's rainbowfish)
Lineage: Eukaryota; Metazoa; Chordata; Actinopteri; Atheriniformes; Melanotaeniidae
Product: cytochrome c oxidase assembly factor 6 homolog
Exons: 3
Coding region: 344-586 (80 amino acids)
Biological process (GO): respiratory chain complex IV assembly
Cellular component (GO): respiratory chain complex IV; mitochondrion
Source: RefSeq, a predicted model, not a curated record
CAAGGAAGUGCCGCUGCUGUGCUCGUCCUUCAUUGCGUUCCUAGAUACGUUACGAAAGUGUUGUACUUGUAGUUUUAUGAGAAAUGUAUGUUGACUUUUCCUGUUUUAUGGAGUGACAACAGCAAACAGGAGAAGUUAUCGGAACAACUGUGACUACCGGCAGGUUUUGUCGUUUCGUUCAGUGCGUGGCUGUAAAGUUUUAAUACAAGCAAACUCUGACUGACAGGCGCUGCUUGCUUGCCUUAUUUAUUCAGUAAGAACUGCACAUUGGAUUUUAAUAUAAUCCAUUUCAGUUCAGUACUGCCGAGAUAUUGGCCUUUCGCGACACUAGAGGCAAGCACAGAUGGCAGCUCCAAACUCUGCUGAAAGAAAGGCCUGUUGGGACGCCAGGGACAUCCUCUGGAAAUGUUUAGAUGACAACAACGACAAAGUUGAAUCCUGCCAGAACUUCCAGAGUCAGUUUGAAGCCAACUGCCCUGCUCAGUGGGUGAAAUACUUCACCAAAAGGAGACACUUCCUGAAAUACAAGGAGAAGAUUCAGACAGAAGGUUUCUCACCUGCUGAAGGUCCUCGAGAGAACUCGUAACCACAGCCCAGCAUGAAAGCUGUAGACUGACUGACAUUUGACCAUAUUCACACCUUUGACUGAGGUGAAAGACUGGGAGAGCUGUUAUGAGUUUUAUUAUGAAUGGAAUACCCCCCCUUUGCCUUUACUGUUGUUUAUUUUAUUUGGCAUCCAAGUGCUGCUUUAGGGAAUCCAAACAGCAGUACAAGGGAUCUAUUUAAAAAAUUAUUUAAGCUCAGCAAUACUUAAAAAUGAUCUAAGCUCUUCUGUCUAACUCAGCUGGUCUUACAUGUUUUCAAAUCCUGUGGAUUUCACCUGUAGGCAACAUGAGGUUCUGCACUUUCACCCAGACACACACUGGAUCUGUGUACAGUAUCGCUGUGAUUGUUUCUAAUGAAGGCAUUGCCAGCUUUGUCACCAAAACACCCAUCUCUGUGUUCUACCCUUAUCUGCAAUUUGUGUUUUUGCAUUCAGAACAGUCUCGAGUCUUGAUCAUGACUCGCGUAUAUUGAAAAAUCUGAAACUGGAGUAUCUUGCGUUUGCAAAUAAAUCAAAUCAACUGA